GGGGUCCUGUCAUUGUUGACCGAUUUUUCUCCUUCAAAUGACUGCGGGUGCUGCCUCCAACAAAUCAGGCGUGGUGUCUGAAGCUCAGAGAUGCAAGUUGAUCCAUGCGGAAUAUAAUGCUUGCAUGGCUAAGUGUAAUGGUAACCCUUCGAGAUGCAGUAAGCAGGAGCAGGCCUUAAGGCAGUGCGGAGAGAGUCUCGGCAUCAACUAUUGCAUCCAGGAAGGCAUCGAUCUCAUGCAGUGUGCCAAGUCCCCUACCCAAGAUGGCUGUGCUAAGCAGUUCAUCAAAAUGAGAGAGUGCAAUCGUCCUAGCGGAGCGGAGCUGACUGUCUCCCAAGCCGGGGGCUAUGCCAUUGGCGGUACUGAUUCUGCCAAAUCUCGCUAUUUGAGAGGCGCGGAGAAGCUGUUGGGUGGUAGACCACCUCAGAGGACUGCGGCACAGCUUUCGGCGGCCUGCGAGGCUUAUGCCGAGGCCAAUGGUAUCGGCGAACAGAAGAAUACUCGGUUCUAAGGUUAGUGUAUCACUCUGAUAUCUAUGCCAAAUAUAGGACGGUCCAGGCUGUGGUUGAUAUUGAUAUACGUUUCUAGCGUGUUG
Perkinsus marinus ATCC 50983 is the source of this 595-nucleotide messenger RNA. RefSeq lists its product as hypothetical. The transcript is spliced from 4 exons. Lineage: Eukaryota; Perkinsozoa; Perkinsida; Perkinsidae. Bases 38 to 511 code for a protein of 157 amino acids. The record is from RefSeq and is a predicted model, not a curated record.